UCACUUUCACUGAAAGGAAAAAGGCUGGAUUUUUAUGGAGAAGGUAAGACAUAUGUCAGCCUGACCAACACCAUGCCUGAACUCAGCCGACUGACAGCAUGUAUUGAUCUGAUAUUGAUGACUAACAACUCACAUUACUGGAUGGCCUUCUACAUUACUAAUAACACUUUCCUGGGCAGAGAAGAUGUAGACCUUGGACUUGCAGGAGACCAUCAGCAGCUGAUACUGUACAACUUUGGCAAGACCUUUUAUGUCAGCUAUCCUCUGAUUCCAUUUCAUUGGCAUACCCUGUGCUUGGUAUGGGAUGGUGUGAAGGGAAGAUUAGAGCUCUUCCGGAACAAAGAAAGGAUACUUGGAAUAAUGGAUCAGCCACACAGCCUGUCUCCUAAUGGGACUUUGGUCUUGGGGCACUUUCCUGGGAAUGGAGAGAGUCAGAUCAAAACCACGAUACCUCGAUUUAUGAGCAGCCUCUAUUACUUCCAGCUCUGGGACCGCACCCUGGAAAAUGAGGAGUUUAUGACAUGUUUAUAUGGAAAUGUAGUUAGUUGGGAAGAUGAUGUUUGGCUCGUCCACAAGAUAAGUCCAGCUGUUGACAGGAGACUGCGCUGCUUUGUUUCUGAAAAUAUGACAAUUCAAGAAACAAGUACAAAUGUUUCACAGCAAAUAGUCCUAACAACUUCUUCCCAAACUACUGGGCUCAACCCACACAAGACUGCACUUUCAGCCACACUGUUCCCAGAAGGCUUGCCUGUUUCUACAAUCAAGCAUACAGCCAUAUCCUAUUCUAAUACAGUACCCUCACCUCUACCAACAGUACGUGCAUCCAAAGAUUUAAAGACAUCUACAACCAAGACAACUACAUUUUCAGCAGAUACCUUGUUUACCUCAACAGCCAUCCCUCUGCCUACCCAGAGGACACCUAUUCAUACUACUACUGACUCCAUGAAUGUAACAGAACACUCACAUCUGGCAGAAACAAGGACUUCAAAAAUGGUGGAGGCCAUGGCUACAGCUACUAAUUUAAUUGACACAUCUGUAUUCACCAAGAAUUACACUGUAUCUGAAAUUUCAACAACUAAAUCAAAGUCAGUUGUUGGGAAGACAACAUUAUUCUUGAAUGAAUCAGCAUCCAUAGCUACAACACCUUGUCCCAAACCCAAAUCCACAGACGGUGCUAUACUCCAUACCUUUAAGUCUGGGCAAGAAUUUCUUGUAUCUUCAGCUGCCAGAACUGUGUCUUGGUCCACAUUAGAAGAGACUUUACCUAUUACUACUGAUGUUGGGAUUGCAUCAACCUUCCCACCAGAGUCUUUGCUUCCCUCCACAGCUUCUCCUGUGAAUUCUACAUUUCCUGAAAUUCAGGUGGCAUCUACCUUGUCAACAACUGAUGUGGAGAUGCCAUUCACAGUCCAUUCAGUGUUGCCUGUGGAGACCAUGCCUGCCCUAAGAACAGUGAAACAAGAGUCAAUCUCUUCUCAGACUUCCAAGACAGAUUUCCAAGAUGUCUUUUCACCCAGCAUAGAGGAUGCAAUAUCUGCCUCCAUGCCUAAAGAAACCUCUUUCAUGGCCUUUUCUUCCAUUACCUCCUCUCCAAUCACCGGAACUCAAGAUAAACAGAUAGUUAUUGAUGCUGAGAAUACACAUUCAACUGUAAUGCCCCGAACCAAACUUGUCCCUACAUUGGCUGAAGCUUCACUCUUCCCUACCAUGGAAGGACUAGUAUACACCCAGGAUAUACCCCCAACCAAUGAGUCCAUGCUUACUUUGAUUUCUACUAAAUUACCUUCUACAUACAAUGCAUCUGAAUCAGGUCUCACAUCUAUAACAAUUAAAAGCGACUAUCAGUUCUUCACCAAUGAGACCACUUGGACUUCUAAGUCAGGUCAGACCCUGUUGACCUCAAUGAAUACAACCACCAUACCCACAUUCACACCUAAUGAAACUCUCACAUUACCAUUCCAAAGUGAUACCACUAAUAUAGAUUAUUCAUCCAUUACUACUAACGUCACACCAUUUGAAGCAUCCACAGAGAGCAAUGUGACUACCAGCUCUGAUGCUACUACAGCCAGUUAUAUAACAGCUCUAUUCAAAUCGACAUCCCAGUGGCUUAGUAAUUUCACAAGUGUUUCUGGAAUCACAUCUAUAGUCAGACAUCCUGAGUCUAAACUCACUACCUUACUAUUAAAAAGCAACUCUAUGCCCACAGUAGCUGCAAAUGAACUUCCCUCAAUACCAAGGGAGCCAGUUGUUCCAUCAGUAUAUACGUCUACCCUCACUGACAUUAAACCAAAUUUUUCUACUGAGAAGAACAUUUCUGAGACAAUACAAAUAGAAACAAAUGAUGUGAGCACAUUUGGUGAUUCUAUGGCUCCUCUGCCCAUAUCUGCAACAACACAGAGAGUCUAUACCACUGUGACAAAAGCAACCACUUCCCAUCAUCCAAAGGUAAAGUCAACUAUAGCAGCAGUAGCUGAGGUUUCUCCAUUUUCAACAAUGUUGGAAGUGACAGAUGAAUCAGCACAAAUGGUGACAGCUUCUGUCACUGUUUCCUCCUUUGCAAAUAUAGAAAAAUUGACUACCGCAUUGAAUAAAGAAACUGCAACUGCUGAGGUGGGAGUGAGUUGGCUUUCAACCAAAUUGAAGGAAAGAACGCCUGAGAGUUCACACAAUGGCACCACGGAAAGCUUUAACUCAACCCACACCUACACAGUACAGUGGACUUCAGAGACAUCUGAGGGCAAGUCAGCUUCAUCACCCAAUUCUGCGAGCACCCAGGCACUACCCGAACUUCUGAGUUCUUUAACAAUGAAGACAAUGGGAGUCACUUUCUCCACUAAUCCUUCACAGAGGACAGCUGCAUCUUUGUCUACUGGUGUCUUGUCUCCACAGACUGCCCCUACUCAUUCCUCAGUAAUCUCCCAAUCGAUUACACACACACUUUCACUGCCAGUUAAUAUCUCUGCUGUAACCUCUCCGGCCACCAGUAUGGUGUUUUUUGAUGAGACUAAGGUGACCCUGUCUCAGCCUUCUACAUUGGCCAGGGAUUUCACUACAUCUGUGCCUUCAGUUGGUUUAACUCUACCAACAGUGACAAUGACCACAGAGCUGGUGCCACCAGUGAGUCCAACAGCUUCCACAAUCAGGGAUACCAUGUCUACCCACAGAGACUUACUUCAGACUACUUCAGAGGUCACAGCAAUAUCUUCCACAACAGCACACAUGGCAUUUUCCCCUCUGAGAGAGACUUUGGUAUCCUCACUGAGACCUCUCACUCCUGAGAUAACUAAGGCUAUAAGUACCAUUCCCUCCAUCUCAGCUGACUUAGUAAGUCCAUCUAUACACACUCUUGUCUGCUCAAGGCCUUCGCCUAAUAACAUUACUAUUGUAUCCUCUACUUAUGUUAGCUCAACUACAUCAACAUCAGUAGCAACACCAUCUGAAUCUCAAGUUGAGGCUUCAACUUAUGGUUUUAGUUUUCCCUAUGCUUUUAGUAGUGGUGGAGAGAUCAAUAUGGCUUCUGGACCCACAGGAACCUCUGCUGGGGGUGAGGCUAUGCCCCCUAACACCUUUGCCAAUAAAUUUAUUACCUCAGUAGACCGUGAAUCUACCACAUAUUUUGUAAAUACACCAGUCUCCACACAAUCAGUGUUUGCCACCUCUAUGGUAUCUUCUGACAAAGAACAGACCGACAUCUCCAUGGAGAAAACCCCCACUACUAUAGGGGUGGCAAAGAUUUCUCCAUCAAAAAAUUCCUUUAUUUUGGACUCCCAGAGCACUUUCCCUUGGGAAAUGACAGACACAGAGUUUUCUGAGACUACAGAAAUCUCCAGCCACCAAACACAUUUGGCUUCAGAAAUUCUACCUGGUUAUCCAUCUUCUGGGAAUUUAACCACCUCUUCUACUUCUGCGAGCACACAGUCUGCCGAGACCUUGACCUCAAGCACCGUAAUAGGUUUUUAUGUUUCAGAAAGGUCCACCAGUCUUGAGAAAACGGUGCUCCCUUCACAAGUUCAGACAGUUACCAAAUCUUUGUCUCAUGAUCAAGAAAGGACAAGUGCCCUUUCAGAAUAUCCUCCCAGGACUGGAGAAAAGAUCGUGAGUUCCUCUCCUGUGACUCAUCAAGCCACAGGUCACCUAGCUACUUCAUUUGUAGAUGCUUUCAGAACAACUAGAAUAUCACAUCCUGUGCUCAUCAACACAACCCUUUCACACCUACUUUCACUUAAGACGCAACCUGAAGCAACACAGAUUGCUUCUUCCACUUCUAGAAGCACAGAGAAUUUCUCUAAGUCCUUCUCUCCUUUCACAACUGGACUACUGAACACCAAUUUUUCAAUGAUCACUCCUGAUGGGAGCACUACAGACUUUUCUGUUCCAAAUGAACCAACAAACUUUCCUAAGGAGACCUCUAUGGAGGCGUCCACUCCUAUUUACCAAAUGGCUUCAUUGCCCCUCAGAGUCACUGUUUUCACCUCUAAAAAAGUUUCUGGCACCCCUACAAUGCUAAUGACUAAGUCUCCUAGAACAACACACACAGGCAAUUUGAAAAGUGUCUCUAUAGGUACCUUUGGGCUUAAGUCUGAGAGGUCCUCUAUGCCAGUUAAUAACUCUGAUUUCUCAACUACAGUGCUUUAUUCUGACAUUUCCACAAGGCGUGGGGUAUUCUUUACUUCAUUGUCUUCACUUUUCCCUAAGACUACUACUAAAAGUACCCAAGCAUCAACAUUGGCUAUCACACCAGUGGCACAUGCUGGGUCUACUUCACAAGGCUCUUUCUCGAAUUCCCCAGUGGUAGAGGUACCACUCAAUUACACGUCUGCACAUGUUUCCUCUCCAACACGGAGAGUUUUAUUAUCUACAAAAACUAUUCCAACCAUUAGUACUACUGGGAUUUUGACUUCAGUUAUAGGUGCCACUCCCUCUUCUCUGCCCAGUUCUAAGAAUACUGAAGCUAUUUCCUCCAUUCCAAAGACUGUGUUUUCAUUGUUACUUUCAACAACCCAACAACAAUCCCAAGAAAAUGCAGCUCCCACUCUGGACAUAUUACCAGGGAUCACUGCAAGCAGUGGUGGGGUGACAGAGCUCAUUAAUGCCCAUUCCUGUGAGACUGGAAAGAUGAACAUUUUAACAAGUGAAUUAACAAAGAGCAGUCCAUGUGUGACUGCUCCUGUUUUACACCCUUUGCGGACUCAGACCAGUACAGCUCUACCUUCUUUGCCAUCACACCUUUAUUCACCUCAUGGUACCAAAGCCAAGUUUCCGUUUGCAUCUCAAAUGGCUGAAUAUUCAACACAGGCUACAAGCAUCACACCUACUAUUGUCCAGGCUUUGCUUACAACGGCCGGAAACACACGCAGAGUUGACGAUUCUCACUUUCCAGUUUUCACAACGAAGGUAAAGACACCCAACAGAAUGGAAGUAGAGACCCUGCAGUUUCCUUCAGGGACUUUGCCAACAUCCACAACAUCUCAGAUGGGUCUGGUCUCUAGAAAUGCUACAGUGAUGCCAUCGAUUGUCAUCUCAGAAAGCUUUCCUCAGAGUACUUCAUUGUCAGUAUCUUCCACACUCUCCCCUACCAUUUUAGCUGCCAUUCUGCACACAUUUGAGAAAACAGCCACGCCAGUAACCCCUGGGACCACACUCUCAUCAGACCCUUCUGUAAUUUCCAGGGCUACCUCCCCCUCUUGGAGCUUAUCUAGUCUCCCUUCAGACUCUCAGGCAUCUGUAUCUACUCUUCAGCUUUUAACUUCAGGAGAAAUGUCAGAAUCCACUUUUCUAGCUUCUGACAUGAUAGCAACAUACUCUAACUUUACAAUGGCACUCCUUUCUGAUGAAAGUGCCACCAUACCCACCCAAGCCACUUCUGUAACUACACAUGGAACCAUCACUGCUGACCCUUUGACUUCUCUGCCCAUAUCUGCAAGAAACAAAGAUGAUAGCCUACACACUUCCACAUUCCUUGAAUCAUCCUCCAGAACUACUCUGGCUGACAGCUCCAAGACUAUGUCUGAACCCAUGUCCUUUAGAAGAAUGAGUAUAUCACCUUCUAUAACAAGCGAUGACCUAUCUAUUGGUUCUCUGUCUGUAUCUAGCCCUACAAAUACAUAUCUGUGGAGUAAAGCCCCAGCUACAUCAGAAUCCCACAAUUUAUUUCCUUCUAAAUCUACACUGGACUCUGUUAUAAAUAUAGCCACCACUACAUCCACAGCUAUAGGAACCUCAUUUCCUUUGAUGUCUACUGAAAUGACACACCCUUCUACCGCAACUGGGUUUUCAUCAGUCUCUUCAUCGUUUGAGACACCGUGGAUGGACUCCAUAUUUUCCUCUCUAUUUACACAACCAUCUACUUCACCAAUUGCCACAGUGUCUACAGUUUCCUUCUACAAUAUCAAAAUGAGCUUCUCUGUCUUUGAUGAAGAGCCAAGGGUCCUCAUUACCACUGUUAUACAUGAACUUACAAAAGAUUGGUUGAACUUGAUGUUUCAAAACAGUGAAUUUUCUCUUGCUAACCUGGCUAUUGAAAUUAAAAGCAGACAGACUUCCAAAGAAGAGAUGGCCAUGUACAGAUAUAUUUUGGAACAGAAAAAAGGGCAAGGAAUGGAUGCAAUUUUUCAUGUACCAUACAGUUGUGCCUGUUGGGUUAUUAUAAAAGCCAAGUCUUCUUUAGAAUCCAUGGAACUGAUCAGUAGGAUUCGAACAAAAAUACACGGGAGCCUCACACAUGGGAACUUCACACAAGAUCAAUUGACUCUAUUGGUAAAGUCUGACCAUGUUGUAGUGGAAAAGCUAGAGCCAGGAAAAUGUGAAGCAGAUGAAACACCCUCAAAAUACAAAGGGACCUAUAAGUGGCCAUUAACUGACCCUACUGAAACAGCCCAAGAAAGGUGCAUUAAAAAUGAGAACAGGAAUGCCACAAGAAUUUGUUCCAUCAGCAUUCAGACUGGCAAGUGUCAUUGGGAAAAACCAAGGCUUAAGCAGUGCACGUUGCUUCAAGAACUCCCUGAUAAGAUUGUGGACCUUGCUAAUAUCACCAUAAGCGAUGAGAAUGCGGAUGAUGUUGCAGAGCACAUUUUAAAUCUGGUAAAUGAGUCUCUAACUUUGGAUGAAGAAGAGACCAAGAUUAUUGUUUCUAAAGUAGCUGAUAUUUCUAACUGUGACGAGAUAAGUAUCAACCUAACUCAGAUGAUGCUCCAAAUCAUCAGCACUAUGACGGAAAAGCAGAGUGAUUCAGCUUCCAACCUUCCUCCAGUAAGCAAUGAGAUUCUGAGGAUAAUUGAGCGUGCUGGUCACAAGAUGGAAUUUGCAGGGAGAACAGCAAAUCUCACCGUGGCUAAGCUGGCUUUGGCUGUGCUGCGGGUAGACCACAGGUUUGAAGGUAUGGCCUUCAGCAUCCGCUCCUCUGAAGAAGUCACAGCCCCCCAGAUUUUCUUCGGUGAUAUCCCUCUAAGGAGGGCUUUGGCUUCUAUCUAUCUGCCUAAGUCAUUGAGGGAAAAAGCGCCUCUUGAUGGCUUGCAAACCAUCUUGUUUAAUUUUUUUGGCCAAACCUCCCUCUUUAAGACUAAAACCAUCACUACUGAAUUAAUAUCAUAUGUUGUGAGUGCAAGCAUCUCAAAUACAUCUAUUCAAAACUUGGCUGACCCAGUGAUUAUCAUUCUGAAGCAUAUUCAAGAAGACUGGAAUUAUAAUCAAGUUUACUGUGCCUUUUGGGAUUUUGACAUUAACAAUGGGCUAGGUGGAUGGAAUCCAUCAGGCUGCAAACUAAAGGAAAGCAACAUAAAUUACACAAUCUGUCAAUGUAACCACCUUACCCACUUUGGAGUCUUAAUGGAUUUGUCCAGGUCUACAGUGGAUGCAGUGAAUGAGCGGAUAUUAGUGAUUAUAACAUAUACAGGAUGUGGGAUCUCCUCCAUUUUCCUGGGGAUUGCCAUGGUGACAUACAUAGCUUUCCAAAAACUUCGAAAAGAUUAUCCUUCAAAAAUCCUGAUCAACCUGUGUACAGCGUUACUGAUGCUCAACCUAGCAUUUCUGGUUAAUUCCUGGCUGACAUCAUUUCAGAAAGUAGAACUAUGUAUCACAGCUGCAGUGGCACUUCAUUACUUUCUCCUUGUGUCUUUGACUUGGAUGGGCCUGGAAGCAGUCCACAUGUACUUUGCUUUAGUCAAAGUCUUCAACUCAUACAUUCCAAAUUAUAUCCUUAAGUUUUGUCUAGCUGGCUGGGGAAUCCCAGCAAUCACAGUGACCAUUAUACUCAGUGUAAGAAAAGACUUAUAUGGAACUCUGAACCCAACAACUCCAUUCUGUUGGAUUAAAGACGAUCACAUCUUUUACAUCUCCGUGGUAGCUUAUUUUUGCCUCAUAUUUCUCAUGAAUCUCUCCAUGUUCUGCACUGUUCUUGUUCAAUUGACUUCCGUGAAAUCCCAAAGCCAGAAGACUCGGAAGAAAAUGAUUCUGAAUGACCUCAAAGGCACAAUCAGUUUGACAUUUCUGCUUGGCCUCACCUGGGGCUUUGCCUUUUUUGCCUGGGGACCUGUGAGGAUCUUUUUCAUGUAUCUUUUUGCCAUUUGUAAUACGUUACAAGGCUUCCUCAUUUUUGUGUUUUACUGUGUGAUGAAGGAAAGCGUGCGGGAACAGUGGCACAUGCACCUCCACUGUAGGCGGUUUCGGCUGGAUAACUUCUCAGGUAAGAUUUUUGGGAUAAAUGUUAGGCAUAAACAGAAGAGAUCGAAGAAAAUCAAUGAGCCCAAAUUAUUGACACCAUCGCUCAAGUCAACAACCAACUGUACUUUCAAAUCUAUGGGAUCUGUACCCAGCAUUCCUUCAGAAAUCACCUUUCCAAAUGGUGAUGUUGAUGAUGGUCUAUAUACAUUCUCCUCCUUGAGUUGUGAAGCUGCACCUUCUUUUAUAAGAAGAGCAUUGCCUGCAGAAAUCAAAACAAGUUCUAUUCAGAAACAAAGAUCAUUUUCCAUAAAUGCCAGCAGAGAUGCUCACCUGACUCCCAGCACUGGACUAGGGGAAAUGUUCAAUUUGUAA
This is a messenger RNA of Apodemus sylvaticus (European woodmouse), 9030 nucleotides long. It is a transcript of the gene Adgrg4, whose product is annotated as adhesion G protein-coupled receptor G4. NCBI's taxonomy places the organism in Eukaryota, Metazoa, Chordata, Mammalia, Rodentia, Muridae. The transcript is spliced from 22 exons. Gene Ontology annotation, cellular component: membrane. Gene Ontology annotation, molecular function: G protein-coupled receptor activity. The coding region runs from base 73 to 9030 and encodes 2985 amino acids. Gene Ontology annotation, biological process: adenylate cyclase-activating G protein-coupled receptor signaling pathway; cell surface receptor signaling pathway. The record is from RefSeq and is a predicted model, not a curated record.